AUGUCUUCUUCUUCACAGCACACGCCCCCAGAGUCACAAUCUGGACAAGGAAAUGACCGCAGAUGGUCUGCAUUUGAGAGUAUUAACACUUCAAAUCCAUCUAACAAUAUAUCUGAUAACUUACCUUUAACAGAAAAUACGAUACAGCCCGCAUCUAGCAAUCCUUUUCGAACAUCUGUUAACUCUGAUAUUGAUAAAAAGCCAGUGUAUAAUUUGAUGCAUUCUGAAGGCCAGCAGAAAUCAAAUAGUUCACGUCUUUUAUAUACCCAUUUCCCAGUCCCGUUUUCAGACUUAAACAAUCCAUCCUUUUCUGAAUCAGCAAAUAAUAUGCAAAAUACUUUCAAAUCAAAUACAGAUAUGGCACCUCCACUUCCUCCAAAACUUCAAAUUAAUACAGACCCGGUUCCUUCUGUGCCACCUUUGUUUUUAGCAAGAAAAUCAUCAGCUUUGCCAACAAACGAUACAAAAGCAGAUAAUGUUCAGUUGCCAAAACAACCACCACUUGAAUCGCAACCAGCAUCUUCAUCCCAAAACACAGUUGUAUCUAACACAACGACGGUGGAGCAUCCAUUUCAUAUUCCUCGCAAACCUAUUAGCCAUCAAACUAAAACUAGUAAUCAUGUUAAGCGACAUUCGAUUGCUGGCUCUAUUGUGCAAUCAAAUUUUGGUCAAGCCCCUACUCCAUCUCAGCCCCUGUUUUAUGCACCACAAAAUCAUACUGGCCAAGAUGACACGAAUUCGAUACAUCAGGAACAGCAACAUAGCAUUCCGCCAAGAUCAUCACCACAGCCUUUGGGCAGUGCUCCUCCACCUCCUCUUCCUUCUUUUUCUGGAACUCUUUCAUCCUCUGGGUUUGAAACUCAAUCUAGACCUGAACAGAAUUAUACCAGCAAUGACAAUUAUCUAAAAAUUGUUUAUGGUCAAGAGCAACAACUGCCACAACAUCCUCCUGAUCCUGGGAAUUUAAGAAGUAAAACAUCGAUUGCAAGAAGGUAUUCGCGUUCUAAUGAUUAUACUCGACAUGAUAUAUCUCCUGAAUCGCUUCCGGAUUUCCAAGCUGCCGAAAUCAAAAAAAUUGAAAAACUUUUAAGAAGACAUUCACUUCUUUCAAAUCCUGCCUCGUCGUCAGUUUCCCUUCCAGUUCCUCCGCAAAUGACUAAUCAAAAACAGUUGAACACUCUUCUUCCAGGACUUAAUGUACCUCAAAAUACCGAAAAUCGACGCCGGUCUUGGGCACCAUCAACUUCAACUCCAUUUAUCCAGGAGGAAUUUCAAAAUUGCGCUGGCGCAGACAAGAAGUUACAACAUGACCAGUAUUUCGACGCAGAGAAAUUGAAUGUCUCAGACCUUAAUAACCCUCCAGCAAAAUUAGAAGCAAUUCCACCACCUUCCCCUUCUUUUGCUCUAUCUUCUUCUCCAACAACACCAACCCCAGGGAACUUGGACGCUGGUUUUUUAUCAAAUAUUCCAAUCAUUUCAGUAGACUCCAUUCGAACCGAACCCUCUUCUAGACCAGUGAGUCUAGUAAUUCCAUCCGGUAAUAGCAACAAUAGUAGUAGUAGAAGUACCACACCCACUUCCUCAUCAGCUUUGUCACCUACUGACAUGUCAAACUCUCCAUUCAGUUUUGGAAACGGUCUAAACACGGAGUUUGUACCUUCUACCACUAGCACAGUGACUCAAGAAACACCAGUAGUAUCUCCUACAAAUACUUCUACCAAUACUUCUACCGAUACUUCUACCAAUACUUCUACCAAUACUUCUACCAAUACUUCUACCAAUACUUCUACCAAUACUUCUACCAAUACUUCUACAAAUACUUCUACUAAAUCUUUUAUUCCUCCCAUUCCAAAAAUUACCUAUAACUACAUGACAUCCUCUACAAUAAAUUCUGUUCUACAACGUGCACCUUCGGCGCCUGAGGCUGCAAUCUCAUCCGCUGCUCGUCGUCAUUAUCCUUCAGUUGACCAACUUCCUCCACCUCACAACCCUAAUUUGGCUCACCGAAGAAUACCAAGCAAUAGCAAUAUAGGAAUUGGAAGAGCUGCUUCUACCUCAGCUACUCUAACAAAUAAUCCUUUGGCACCAUCUUUUCCCGCACCACCACCUCCAGGUAGCAACAACAGCUCCAACUCUGUUCGACCAAAUACGUCCGGUGCUGCUUUAGAAUCCUCUUUGAGCAGAAACUCCAGUGUAUCGUCUAGCAAUGCAGAUCGGCCAUUCGAUGCUCCAUGGGAUUCCGACAAUACAAAACCUGAACUAUACAAUAUUUCAGUUAAACAAAACAGUGGUGCCUGGCACGAGUAUUGGAAUAUUCCAAUAGAAAAACUCAGCGAAUUCAAUGAGUAUGAUGUUCAAUAUCAAAGCGAGUUGCAUAGUUUUGUUCAGCAAGAAGAAAAUUAUGUUAACGGUCUACACGUGUUUCUCGAUGUUUUUUGCGAUGAUAAACUUGCAGAUACCAUUGAUUCAAAUUCUACGCGUAAAAAAUUUGUUGAUUCGUUAUUCGAACCUUUAAAGGAACUUGUUGCAGUCAACAAUCAAUACUUGCUUAUGCCUUUCAUUAAACAGCGAAUGACGCAUAAUCAUAUUACACCUGAACAACCCGAGCCAAACCCAUUUUUAGAUUUCCUUGUACCAAACGUUCUUGAAUGGCUGGACAAAGUGAAAACACCAUUUUUGAUUUUUGCAAAAGAAUUCCCUCUUGCCGACAGCAUAACUAAGGAACAAAUGGAAACAAAUGAAAACUUUAAAUCUUUUCUGAAUUCUGCACAUGAGAGAGCACAACAACAUAGUGGCAAAGACUUCAGCUCGCUAAUGCACAGUACUCGUAUUCGAUUUGGUCUUUACAAAUCACAUUUUGAAAAAUUGGCCAAGCUUUUAACAAAAAAACAAGGAUCUGAAAAUGUUAAUGCUCAACAACUUCUUAAAGAUAAGGAUACAAUUGAGGGAUUAAAGUUAUGUGUUGCAAAAAUUGAUGUCCUCAUGAAAGAACUUAAUGAAAUUCAGAGGAAUGAAGAAUCGCGACUCUUAAUGCAACGCUAUGAACAAAUCUUUAAGUUUAAGUACCCAGAAGACCAAAUUUUGCUUAACUUUGUACAUCAUACUCAGGUUGCCGAAAAGCAAGCGUAUCGAAAGAAGAAAAAUGGCUCAUGGGACACACAUCUUAUCACAAUUAUUCUACUUGAUCAUUUUCUUUUUCUUGUUAAAAAGAUUUCAUACAAUGAAUGGCAAGUUCUUGAACGACCAAUUCAUAUGGAUUUGUUGCGUCUAGAGAGUCUACAAGAUCCUCCUAUUUACAAAAACACAGGUGCUGCUGUUAUUGCAGCUGUAAGACGGCAGCCUACACAUGCAGCUGCAGGACAUAUGCCCCGAUCUGCUAGGCCAGCUUCUCUUUCACAAUACACACCACCUCAACACAAACCCAGCGUUUCUAGUGUUUCUAGUAGUGGCAGUAGUACUAUGAGCCAGGGACAGUCAUUGACUCCAGUGCAGACUCAAAUGACAGAUAGUAGUAUCAAUUCUCCAGUACUCAAUGGAGUUGACCAUAGUGUUCCAAUUACACCUUCCACGCCUUCAUUUAAAUCAACAGGAUCGACCUCUUCUUUGACUUCUUCACCAUCAGGUUCUUCAGUAUCAUCGCCUACCACUACCACGUCUUCAGUACAAUUUUCAGAUGUAGGCUCUCCAUCUUCUUCUUCUUCGCCAGCACCUCUUGCAUUAAAAACUUCAGCUCCAGCUCAUGCAAUGGUUGUCGAUUUAGCUCCUAAGCAAAAUGAUAAACUAAUAUACCCUGUGAGGAUACGUAAUAUUGAAAAUGACCACAAAUGUCGGGUUGCUUUUGAUAGACCACAAGAUCGCAAGAAUUUCAUUGAUUUACUUUUGGAAACAAAAGCAAAGUAUGCCCAAUCACAGCUACAUCAUCAUAAAGUCCCUCUCGGUCUGAAAGUUCUUGAUCAGUCAUCUUUCCCUUACACUGAUAUAUCAGAAACAUUGCCUCCAACAGUUUUCACUUAUGGAGAUGUUGUUGAUACUGCUCUUGAAGAAGCUGGUGGAUUUGUUCGCUCCACUCCUGUUAAAGGGUCUGGACCUAACGGACUAAUUAAUGUCAAUUGUGCUCUUGACUACUCAUACAUGAAUGAAGAUGUAACAUUUAUUGGCACUUCUCUUGGCCUUUACUGUGCUCGACACACUAAGUCUUCAACAGGAAAACUUCAACCAUUGAAAUGGCGGAUUCCAGUACAGCUUCCCAACGUUACACAUAUUGAGAUUUGCGAUCCAGCUCUUUUUAUUUUGUCAAACAAUCGUUUGGUAUAUCUCAAACUUAAUGAAAUUUUAGUAGAUUUGCUUUCGCCGCAGGAUCGGCAAACUCAGUCUAUUAUUUCUUCGCCAGUUCUUGUUAGCGAUAGCGUUGAGUGCUUUCAUACUGGUGAACUUGGAGGUCAAAACUACCUAUUUUACGCUAACAAAUCAACUAAAGGCCUUGAGAAAACUGAUGUUUUUGUUUAUGAGAUUACAAAAAAUGGACCACGCGAGUCUCAACGUAAAGGAUUUUCACGGUUAUUUAAGGGUCAUGAUUCUCCAUUUGCUGAAGUACUUCAAAAACCAACUCUUAUUGCCCAUGAACUUUUUUCCCCUACAAAAAUACAUGGUUUCAGUUUUUUUGGUUCGUACUUUUUCUUCCUUACCAAUAACUCAUUCGAUCAUCUUAAACUUAAUGUCAGAAACCCAAAGCCUCUCCCACGAACAGAUACCAUUGGCAGUGUUCUUCACAAUGCUGGCUUUUCGGAUGCUGCAAUUUCCGAUUUUAAAACACAACUUCAAAAUGCACGCACAAUAUCAGUCUCAUUUAUGCAUUGGGAUCGGAAACCGUCUCAGGGACAACCUUCAUCUGCUCGAAGUAAUAGUUAUGUUAGUGUUACCAGUGCUGAAAGCCGUAACAGCAUUAGUUCAGGAUCGAAUACUGCUCCUCCUACUAACAAUCAGCCGAACUUGAUUCAUUGUUUCCAUAAGUUUGCUGUAAUGUCAGUCCGAAAUGGCGAUCUAUAUGUCCCUCCUGGCCAUGGUGCUGGUAGUGCUGGAAGCGGAAUGGGUGCUUGUAAGCCGUUCCGACUUCAAUAUUUGCACAAAAUUGAAAGUGCAUAUCUAUGGUACCCCUAUUUACUGCUAUUUUCUCCACAAUUGAUUGAGGUACGAUUAGUGACAGCACAUAAUUUGAGCCAAUCUCUUGUUCAGGUCAUUACUGGUCGCAAUAUCAAAUUGCUUACUUGUAGUCGCUCUAGCCAACCUCCUGUUCACAGCGGAAGUCAUUCUUGUGGGUCUCCACGAAUCAUAAUCUCCAUGGCGCACCCAGAUCCUAGUAUUCAUACCACAGUUAUUAUGGAGAUUGUACGUAACCAUGGUGUUAGUCCUACUGAAAAGAAUCUCCGAGGCAGUUUGUUUGACUUAGGACAAUACUAG
Messenger RNA from Magnusiomyces paraingens, 5457 nucleotides. RefSeq lists its product as uncharacterized. Bases 1 to 5457 code for a protein of 1818 amino acids. The transcript is spliced from 2 exons. Gene Ontology annotation, molecular function: guanyl-nucleotide exchange factor activity. The record is from RefSeq and is a predicted model, not a curated record. NCBI's taxonomy places the organism in Eukaryota, Fungi, Ascomycota, Dipodascomycetes, Dipodascales, Dipodascaceae.